CAUUUUUGACCGCUGCAUCUCGCGAACCUAUAUUUUUUUGCAACUGACAUCAUUUCCGUUUAGCUGCAAUUGUAAGUUUUUGAAGAUAACAAUAAAUAAAUUUAUUAAAAUGUGUUAUAAACUACAAUAAAUAUACUAAAAAGUGGUGUUAAUCAUUUGAAACAAAAUCUUUUGCACUGUUCGACUGACACCGGCUAGUGCAUGCAUGUUGAUUGCUUCGGUUUGCAAUUGGCCAAUUUUAAAUGUUGAAAUUCAUCGAGUUAUAUUACAAGUGGUUAUUCGUUUUCAAAAUGCAAACCAUUGCUGAAAGCAAGCAAAGCUAAAUUAGUGAUAUUUUCGGUCAAUUUAUAAUUUGUGUGUUACUUCAGUUUUGCAUACAACAAAUUUGUAGGUAAUCAAAUAUCCCCACCCCUCCCUUUUGUAGCGCAACAAAAUCCAACAAAAGCAGAGCAAUUCAUUUCUGUCAUUUCAUAUUGUGUAUGUGAGAGUUUUAUUGAAAAAUAUUAAGUGAAAAGUGCAUUUAAUAAAUAAAAUUGAUAAUAUAUUGUGCAAGUGAAAUAUCUUCGAUAUUGGUUUAUUAAAAAAAUGUUGGAGAAUCGGGUGUUGCGCUACACUUUUUAUAGUCUGACUACGGGCAUUUCGGUAGUGUUGUUGUCAGAAAUCUUUUAUCGUGGCUUUUUGUACGUGCGCGAACGUUUGUGGCGUCGCGAUGCAUCUGAUGACGAAAUAGCCGAAGUCAUCUGGACGAAUGAGCUGACACAAAGCUGUGCUGGUGGUCACAUAUUAAAAUCAUCAGCAGAACGUAAGAGCCCCACAUACGACAGUCCAUCGAAGGGAAUGGUUGAAAAUGGACAUGUUACGAAAUUACCUACUCCUAAUGUGAGUCCUUCAUGUCAGAAUCGGUAUUGUGCUGCCAAUAAUGUCGGUCGUUUAAUAGCAUUAAUUGAUAAAUCAAAAUAUACCAUUGAUCUAGCAAUGUAUACGUUUACAUCCUAUGAUCUAUCUCAAGCUUUUAUGCGUGCCAUUCGUCGAGGAGUUUCAGUGCGCAUAAUAAGUGACAAAGAAAUGGUAUACUCCAGUGGAUCACAGAUUAUAACGCUAACGAAGGCAGGCGUGGCGGUUCGUUGUCCAAUGACCACAAUGCUCAUGCAUCAUAAAUUUUGCCUGCUAGACGGACCGAAACGUGCGCGUUCGGUUUUGGGCAAUGUCGGCAAAACAGAUGAUUUGCGUAAUGUAAAAGGGGUUCUUAUGUCCGGCUCACUCAAUUGGACCAUGCAGGGUUUUGGUGGCAAUUGGGAGAAUAUUGUAAUCAGUUCUAAUAAAGUGUUGUUGGAACAUUUCGAAGAUGAAUUUCAACGAAUGUGGUUAGCAUUCGCUCCACGUUUGAGUUCGUAAACAUGGAAUGUGCAAGGUUUGUUGAGAACUUACUCAAAUAUUUUUGCAAAGCAUACAUAUGUACUUAAUUAUGAACUUGAUUUAAACAAAGGUAAUUGAAACAAUAUAUUUAACUAUCUACUACUUAAUGUAAACAUAAAUAUACAUUGUUGUAAUCAGUUUGCAAAAACAGCAGCAUUUCCACCAAUUACAAAGCAUACCUCCAAUGUCAAUCAUAAUUGCCAAUUCAUUCUAUAAUUAUUGACUACGUAAUGCAUAUACAUAAGUACUAUGUAUGAAUGUAUGUACGUUAUUUUUUCCCUGUUAACAGUUAUCUAAGAAUUCCUAUGAAUACCUAUGUAUAUAUGUAAGUAGGCCACCGUUAGGUAGAAAGUGCGAAAAUUCUUUGGUCAUAAAACACAUGAAAUAACUUCCUUGUUUGGAUGUUAAGUAAUACAAGCGAAGUAUACCGCCACGAAAGUACAAGUGAUAUGAAAAAUGUAAGGGCGCAUAAAGUUCUGUACAACCGCAUUUUUGUACACCGUGUGUAGGUUUUAAAGGUCGUAAGUAGUAAAAAUUUAGAAAAAGGUUUCUUCAUCGAAUUUCAGCGCAGAAGCACUUUCUUAUAAUUUGCACCCACUGACGUGUUCUUCUUGGCAGAUAAUAAGUGGAGAUCUAUUUCGAGGUUUCCUACUUUUUUAAAGAAAAAACACAGGAACUCCAAAUUGAAUGGGGAAUGUUUAUUAUAGUUCGAAAGAACAUACUUUGAUAUUUAUUUUUUUGAAGAUUAUUUCUUUCAAAUGUUGGCCGCGGCUACGUCUCAGAUGGUUCAUCCCUUGAGUCCAAUUUUCGAUAAUUCGUUCAAGCAUUGCCACUGAUAACUGGCAAAUGACACUCGUGAUGUUUUGCUCAAAAGACUGGUUCGAAGCUAGAUUUUCCGCAUAGACUUUGAGGUUCCCUUUACAUAUCCCCACAGGAAAAAGUCGAAUGGUGUGAUAUCACACGAUCUUGGUGGCCAAUCGGCCGGCCCAAAACGUAAAACUAUCUGCUCGAAGUGUUCUCUCUAUAAAUUGUAUAAUUGUUGCGAUGCUUGGGAAGAGGCGCCGUCUUGUUGAAACCAAAUGUCGUCGAGAUCAGGAUCUUCAAUUUCGGCCAGCAAAUAGGCGGUUAUCUUGACGCGAUAACGGUUGCCAUUGACGGUUACGUUUUCAUCGGCAUAAUUUUUUGAAGAAAUAUGGACCGAUACCUCCACCUGCCCAAAACUACACACAAACCAUUUUUUUUCUGUAUGAAAUAGCAGCUCUUGAAUCUUUUCAGGUUGCUUUUCACCCCAAAUGCGGUAAUUUUGCUUGUUUACAUACCCAUUGAGCCAGAAAUGGUCCUCAUCACUGAACAAAAUUUGACUCGAAAACAUGUUCUUGGAACUUUUUAAGAGCCCAUAGAGCGAAGAAAUAUCGCUUGGGAAGGUCGAGCGGUUUCAGAUCUUGCACAA
This is a messenger RNA of Bactrocera dorsalis (oriental fruit fly), 2866 nucleotides long. It is a transcript of the gene zuc, whose product is annotated as mitochondrial cardiolipin hydrolase. NCBI's taxonomy places the organism in Eukaryota, Metazoa, Arthropoda, Insecta, Diptera, Tephritidae. Bases 586 to 1395 code for a protein of 269 amino acids. The transcript has 4 exons. Gene Ontology annotation, biological process: piRNA processing. The record is from RefSeq and is a predicted model, not a curated record. Gene Ontology annotation, cellular component: mitochondrion. Gene Ontology annotation, molecular function: RNA endonuclease activity producing 5'-phosphomonoesters, hydrolytic mechanism.